Messenger RNA from Phaedon cochleariae (mustard beetle), 2730 nucleotides. NCBI's taxonomy places the organism in Eukaryota, Metazoa, Arthropoda, Insecta, Coleoptera, Chrysomelidae. The record is from the annotation of a GenBank genome assembly.
AUGGCCAAUAACGACGCAGGACGCAGUGGAACGGACUACCAGCUGAAGGUUUUUAGACUGACCGCUCUACAGGCCAUUUCAUUACAAGAUGAAAAAUGGGAAUUAUCAACAGAGAAUGAGAAUGCAGGGAAAUUUGAUGAUGUUGUUUUCGAAAGUGGAGAUGGUGGAAUUGAUAUUUUGAUACAAUGCAAACAUAAAAAAUUGAAAUCAAAAGGAAAGAAAAAAUCAAAGGAUCCGGUACUUGAUUGGAAAACCCUCCUUCCGGAAUAUUACAACUCCUAUAAGAUGAAAAUCUGUAACUCAUUCAAACGGAAGCUAUUGAUGAUAUUAUGCUCAAAUAUUGGUCCUUCGGAUGGUGAUUUCCUAGAACCCAUAAAGAUUGCUAUAAUUCCAGGAAAGUACAAAUCUUAUCAAUUCAAAAGCUCAAAAAUUCAAGAGAUUCAAGGAAUAUUGAAUGCAUUUGAUGAUCAUUCACUGAAAUUUUGUGGGGAAAUUAGGUUUCUUCAUAUCGUCGAUUCAGCAAUAGAAGACGGUAUUAAAAACAAACUAGAAGAAGCAAACAGAAUUUUUGGUUUGAAAUUUUCUGAACUUCAUUUUAAAGAGAAAAUAGACGAAUUCUUUCAGGGAAAACUGCAAAAAGAAAGACGUAUCAGAAAGUCGCACGUUAUAGCUUUUUUAUACGACUCGCGACGUCAGGAUUACCUAGAAAAACUAGAUUCAUUCGAAACAGACUUCAGAGAAUUAUAUGCCUUUGGUGAAAAUAAAAUAAUCAAUAUUGUUUCAAUGAAUGAUGAUUUCUUGUACGUACUCAAGAUUCAUAGGAGCUUACUGAAACUCUACAGAAAUGAUCAACUUUUGUUCAUCGACUCAAGUGUUGAAAGCGAAUUUUUGGACAAAAUAAUAAUAUCUUUUGAACUCCCUGGAUACUGCAUACUUGUUAUUUCUCUCAACAACUCCAAUCAUUUCCGUAUUAUUCAAUCCCGUAUAAAUGAUAUAAUAAAUAAAAAACAAUACAAGAAAGUCAUAAUUUUAUCAAAAGAUCCAAUCCAAGAUGAUGUAAUUAAGGAUAAUGUAAUUGAGGAUAGAAUAAAAUUUACUGAUCUCACAGAAGCUUGCCAAACUGCCCUUCUGUCGAAUAAAGUUAAUUUUCAGGGAAAAGAUCUGACUAUCAAAGAGCUCGUGAAUAAUUCAUUGAAUGACAUUGAUUUAAUAAUAGCUCAGGAUACUAUUAUCGACUUGAUAUAUGGUAAAAAUAUCGAAAUAGGUACAGCCAUUAGAGACUUGGGUGAAAUUGAGCAAUAUUACAUAAAGAGGAAAUUUGAACUCGGAAAAAUGGUAUUCACGGAACAAGAUGUGUGCAAUUUCCUUGAUAAACCUGGAAAAUUCUUUCUAAUUUCAGAUAGGGCAGGAAUGGGAAAAACUACUAUCUUAACUAAACUUGGGAGCUUGAUUAAAGAGACAUAUCCCAGUUCCUUCCUCAUAAGAGUCGAUCUGAAUGAGUUUACCAGCAUAUUCAAAGAAUUUCGGAAAGCGAGUAAACAAUCAAUGAAUUUAGAAGAUAUACUACAGUCAAAAGAUAAGAAUUAUUUUAAAAAUAGUUUAGAACAGAAUGUUUUCUCAAAUACAAAAAAUAUCACCCUGAUGGUGGACGCUGUGGAUGAAAUAAGUCCGGACUACACUAGUCUAGUUAACAAUUUUAUGCUUCAAACGUCUGAACGUACAAAUAUUUCUAAAAUAUUUGUUACAACUCGUCCUCAUUUAACGAGGAAUUUGGAAUCCUUCCUGGAAACUGAAUCAUAUCAAUUACUUCCAUACUCAAAUUUAGAACAAACUGAUUUCCUGAUGAAAUACUGGAAGAAGAACCUCAUAAUAGAUGAUAAUGAAAAGCUAACUAAAUGUGAGAUUUAUGCAAAAACUUUGAUAAGCAAACUAGAAGAUUCGAUAGGAAACACCUCUUGGAAUUUCAUAGGUAUUCCACUUCAGACCAGAAUGAUUGCGGAAAUAUUUCAGGGCUCUGAUGACAAGAAAUACCAGUGGGUGUGUUGUAAAGAUUUUUUACUAUCUGAAAAUGAGACCUUGGCAUUACCCGAUAGGAUAAACAUAACUGAAUUAUACGAUAUGUUUGUGGAGAAGAAAUGGGAUAUCUUCAUCGGAGAUAAAUGCGAUCCUCAAGGAAAUGUUAACCUCGAGAAGGCAGUUUCGAAACAAUAUGAAGACGCUAAAAAGGAGCAUCAAAAACUUGCUGCUCGAUUAUUACUCAAUGAUCACCAAUAUUCAUUGAUGAAUGUUUCCAGAACCGUUAAUAAUAUCUCCAAGGAAACUAUCAUCGGAAUGGGAAUGUUACAAGAAAUUGGACACGAGCUAUUGUUUGUGCAUCAAACAUUCGCUGAAUAUUUUUUGGCUGAGGCAAUGUGGGUACAAUUGAAAGAAAUUGAAAAAUGCAAUGAAUUUCUGAUAUUCCUUCUUGAAGACGUGUUUAUAAAAUGGAGAUAUAAAAAAAUCAGAGCUUUUUUUGAGGGCAUCCUCACCAACGAAUACUCCCAAAUCCCAAUGAAGAUUGCCUGGACAGAGAAAACUAUGAGUUUCUUUUCAACCGAAAUCACCAAAUGUGGUUUUAACAAGAUGGCGCUCCUGCCCACAAUGCUGCAUUUGGUUUCACAGAUGUUGCGUCAAAUGUUGAACAAAGAUGGAUUGGUCCAGACGGUCCUGAGCGCUGGCUUGGCCUGCUAG